Molecule: messenger RNA, 540 nt
Organism: Vicia faba (fava bean)
Lineage: Eukaryota; Viridiplantae; Streptophyta; Magnoliopsida; Fabales; Fabaceae
Source: the annotation of a GenBank genome assembly
AUGAAUAGGAGGCAGCAAAGGGCAUUCAAAGUGUUGUUUUGGAUUAUGGGAAUCUGUCUAACGUGUUAUCUUGCAGGACCACCUUUGUUAUGGACACUCCGCGACACCUUCAGUUCUGAUUCUUCUUCUUCUUCUUGUCCCCCUUGUCAUUGUGAUUGUUCUCUUGAAUCCCUUCUUUCCAUCCCAGAAGGAUUGGGCAACAAUUCUAUUUUAGAUUGUAUGAGGCAGGAUCCAGAGGUGAGUGAAGAAGCAGGGAAGAGUUUUACAGAUCUUUUGUCUGAAGAGUUAAAGCAAAAAGAAAGUGAAGCUGAAGAAAAACAAAGACAUGCUGAUAUAUUACUGUUGGAGUCUAAGAAAAUAGCUUCACAGUAUCAAAAGGAAGCUGAUAAAUGCAAUUCAGGAAUGGAGACAUGUGAGGAAGCUAGGGAAAGAGCUGAAACAACACUUGAAAAUCAGAUGAAAGAAACUGCUUUGUGGGAACUUAGAGCUCGCCAAAGAGGAUGGAAACCUUCAGCUAAGAGAGCUGUAGUCCAGUUUUGA